Hyalella azteca is the source of this 1751-nucleotide messenger RNA. RefSeq lists its product as uncharacterized. The record is from RefSeq and is a predicted model, not a curated record. Lineage: Eukaryota; Metazoa; Arthropoda; Malacostraca; Amphipoda; Hyalellidae. The coding region runs from base 84 to 563 and encodes 159 amino acids. The transcript is spliced from 4 exons.
AUAAUUUACUUCUUGCUCCAAUAGCAGCCAGUAAUUUUUACCAUAUAAAAAAUCAAAGGCAACAUAUAAAACAAAUCACUAAAAUGUUUUUAAAUUUGAGAAUUUUCACCUUGUUGGUCUCUACCGUAGCCUGCGUUGUAGCUCUCCCAUACCAGCCUGAACAAAUUGCAGGAAUAAACUUCCGUCGCUUCGUGUGCCCGCCGCUACGCACGCUGCCUGACAUCAACGAGAGCCGCUCUCCGGCCACCCUCAGAAUGAAUCGGCACUUUUUGGAAGAGUGGUGCCCCCCCGGCACCCCCAUUGUGUUCCCCGACCAACCCCUGUACAAUGCCAUCACCUCCCGCCCCCUCGCCCCCCGCCCCAUCCGCAACCCCUACCGGGGGCUGGCCGUGGAGGGGGGAAGCAUCCCCAUAGUGUUCCCCGGCCAAGAACAUCCCCUGAACUCCAUUGAGGCUCACCCGAAUUUCGAGUUCGUGAACUCCAAGAUGCAUCCUUCCCUGCUGCCGAACAGGCAGCGCUACAGGUCUCAGGGCAGCCCGUGGAACAGGCUAGAAAACUUAUAGGCUCUAUAAAUAGCGAACUUAGAGUAGAAAAGUGCUAUAAAGUACUCAGUACUCCUACUCGGAGUAGAAAAGUGCUAUAAAGUACUCAGUACUCCUACUCGGAGUAGAAAAGUACUAUAAAGUACUCAGUACUUCUACUCAGUGUAGAAAAGUACUAUAUAGUACUCAGUACUUCUACUCAGAGUGGAAAAGUACUAUAAAUUCUGCAUUAAAUAACAGGCCAUGUUGCGUCGAUUCGUUUUGACCACAACUUUUGCAGAUGGUUGCGGGUCUCGAACCUCCAACUCAGGUCUCCAAUUUUGUUGAUUUCAGCCACUCGGCCGUGGCUGUUUUUAUAUUAUUUGUUAUUUAUUAAAUUUUAACUAAUAGUGUUAUGUUUCGCAGUACACUCCAUGAAACGGAUGAGAUUUAAAUUAAGUUUAUGAUUUUAUGUGUGUGGCGGAACACAAUAUGGAAAAGACUGAAGAAUUAAUGGGCCUUUAUUUAUUAAAUUUAACCUAUCAUGAUGACCUUAAGUAUUCCUAUGUAAUGUUUUAACGUAUAAUUUCAUGUCUGUAAACGCAAAAUUAAAGUCUCACGACGGAAUAGUGUAAAGAUUUACGCUCCUCACGCAAGGUCGAAUUUACGUACGCAAAUUGAAAUUUGUUCAAAAUGUGACGACAAAAAUUUAAUAAUGAUAUUUUUGUGGUUCAGCGCGCAGCUCUACAGACCGUCCAAACUCCCAUUCAAUUGGAAGGAAACACAUCGAGCGCUUGGAUUAGGCAAAUGAAUACCCAAAUGCGUUUAUUAUUUGCUGGUUACUUCAGAAAAAGUUCGCAUAUUAAAAAGUUUAACAUAUUUGGCCAUGUAGACUGUCAAAAUUAAGGAAUCGAGCAAUCACGGUGAGGGAUGAGAAUACUUAGCUUGUCAUGUUUGAGUGGAGGAUUGUUAAGAAUUAAUUAUAAUAUUAUGUAUUGUUUCUAGUAUUAUACAAUGUAUCAUAUUAUUAUAAUAUUUGAAGAUGCCAUAUUAAUUCGGCAAAAUUCUAGAUACGGAAUUUUUUUCUUUGGUUAACGUGGCAGCAAAUUAUUAAAUUUAAUAAGAAAUUGUAUGUGCUUUGAAUUAUUACAAAGAAUUCCUUGCAUAUAACAGCACACCGUGCGUAGACUUACGUACAUUACUGGCUUUAAUUAAAAUUAAAUUGUGUUC